UCGGCUAUGGGCGAGGAGCAGAGCACAGUAAAUGCGGACGGUCCUGCUGAGGGGCGAUCCCUGGGCAGCGGCGAAGGCGUAGGGAAGGAGCAGCCGGGACCGCGGCAGCCACAGGGGGACAGCAGCGGGGCAGCCGGGCCCCGAGCCCCCUCCCCGGACCCAGGCGGCGGCGGCGGCGGCAGCAGAGGCAGAGCUUCCCCCGAGCAUGGAAAGAGGGGGAGUAAAGCGCGCGGGCAGCCCACAGCAGCGGGAUCCACGGGACCACUCGAUCCCCGAACUUUGCAGCAACAGCAGCAGAAGCAGGAGGAAGAACAGUCGAGGGGAGAAUGGGACAGGUCUUCGGAGCCCGAGCUAGGAGAGAGGGCCAGUACCCCCGACGGACUGGUCUUGGAAGUGCUUGGCCGGCGCCGCCACCCGCCAGCCAAAAGGCACAUCUAUUGCACCGUGUACUGCGUGGAAAACGACCUGCCCGAGGCCCCGACCCAAGAGGAGCCUUCGCCCCCCAACAUUCUGGCCUGCCGGGUGCCUCUCGCGGUCUCUUCCUCCACCACCUCUUCUACCACCUCGGCGACGUCCUCCCCUAGUCCCGGCUUGACGCCCACCUCAGACCCUUUGGCCUUUGACGGCGGCGGCGGAGGCAGCAGCGUGGAACUCGACCUGUACCUGACUCCCGAGCCUUUUUCCGUGGCCAGCCUAAUUGGAGCGCCGCCCUACCCAGGCCUGGGAGGACUGGGGGACCCUUAUAGCCCCCUUCUCGUGUUGAGCUGUCGGGUAUGCCUGGAGGAUAAAGCUAUCAAGCCCCUGACCUGCUGUAAGAAGGCAGUAUGUGAGGAGUGUCUGAAGCGCUACCUGAGCUCCCAGGUCCAGCUUGGCCAAGCAGAAAUCAAAUGCCCCAUCACAGAAUGCAGUGAAUACUUAGAGGAAACAACUGUUCUCUAUAACCUGCCACAUGACGAUGUCAUCAAAUACAAGUACUUCUUGGAACUCAGCCGUAUUGACUCCAGCACCAAGCCAUGCCCUCAAUGCAAGCACUUUACAACCUACAAGAAGAAAGGACAUGGUCCAAACCCUACCAAAUCGGAAAACAAAUACAAAAUCCAAUGCCCUAUUUGCCAAUUUGUCUGGUGUUUUAAGUGCCACUCACCCUGGCAUGAAGGUGUUAACUGCAAGGAAUACAAAAAGGGAGACAAGUUAUUGCGUCACUGGGCCAGUGAGAUUGAGCAUGGUCAGAGGAAUGCACAGAAGUGUCCAAAGUGCAAGAUUCACAUCCAGAGAACAGAAGGAUGUGACCACAUGACCUGUUCACAAUGUAACACUAAUUUCUGUUAUCGCUGUGGGGAGAGAUAUCGCCAGCUCCGGUUCUUUGGAGAUCACACAUCAAACCUCAGUAUAUUUGGAUGCAAAUAUCGCUACCUCCCUGAAAGACCCCAUUUAAGGAGAUUAGUACGAGGCUCAGUAUGUGCUGGAAAAUUAAUCAUUGCACCUCUGAUCCUGGUUUUGGGACUGGCACUUGGGGCCAUAGCCGUUGUAAUAGGUUUAUUUGUAUUUCCCAUCUAUUGCCUUUGUAAAAAGCAAAGAAAAAGAUCACGGACAGGUAUGCCCUGGUGAAAAGCAAACUUUUUUCAUCUGCACUGAUCUGAACCCUGUUGAGGGUUAUACAAAAUGGUGCAACGAAGAACACGGGCAUCCAUAUGCAAGUCAUCCUGACAACUGAGAGGGACUUCUUGCCAUCUCUUCUCCUCUUGGUUCACUGCUGCAGGCCAGAAAUGCCUCCUUGCUGUGGUGCACUCCAAAAAUGGUAGCCUACUCUUUUCCUCCUUUCUGAUUGCUGCUUUAAAAAAAAAAAAUUAAGGAGUUGCUCUCCAGGUUACUUUCAUGGACUUCUGUAUUUGAACUGUAACCCUUCCUAUUGUCCUAUUAAAAAAGCAUUUUAGGUAACAAUAUGCAGCUUAUCUGUAUAGAAUUUUCAUGAGAAACAGAUGAUGGUAGUUGAAACUGUCUUUGUGUCCUGAACACUGAACCUCCUGCUCAUCUUUUGGGACGUCCUCUGAAUCAUUCACAUCCUAUGUCUACCAGUCAUCAAAAUCAGAUUUCAAAGAAAGAGGCUCAUCAUAUCCACUUGUUUCUACCUAUGGACCAAGCAGUGUAAUUCAGCCAUUUGGCAGGGGUUGCAGUUGCCAAAAAUCUCAGUGCCUAAAAGGGAACUAAUAAAAACCAAUUAAUGAGAAGAAGCAUGUGAUGUAGUGAAACCAUUGUGUAGGUGUGUAAGUAUGUAUGUAAUAGAGUUGGACCCAAUAGCCCAGUAGUUGUCUAGUCAUAGGAUACUACACUAUUCUUCCAUAUUCUCAUAGGACUGUUUCAGAUUGGGCUUAGGUCUUCUGCUGUCUCAGAAUACACAAAAGUCAAUGUGGAAGCUAUCUAAGAAAUUUCUAUUUAAAAAAAAGAACAGGCAAUGUUAUUUAGUAAAGUAUCAAAUUUUGUGGGCCAACAGAAUGGAUAUAAUGGUUUCAGAAGCUGAGUCUGGGAGGAAUGCUCCUUCUUUUCCUUCUGGUGCAUCCUUUACUGUUCAUAGAACAAUAUGAAUUUCCAUGAAAAUGCAUGAGAAUUUCAUUAGUCAACCCAAAGAAUAGGUUUUGUUUAAAAUGAAAACUGCUUAAAUAUAAAAAUCCUUUGCAGAAUCAGAAAAAUUUUAAAUCGUGGUCAUAAAGAAUUGUACUGUAUUAUUAUCAAGUUCUGUAUUAUUUUCUUUCCCUUAAUGUUUUGAUCAUGAACUUUUCACAAAAAGAAGCUUUGUUUUCACAUUUAAGUCUCAUGCUUGCUGCUGCUCAGUUUUGUUACUUGAUUGGUAAUAUUUUUAAGUAAGGGGCUCUCACUAUAAGGUUCCCCUGAUCAUGAUAAUAUACUUUUUAAAAAAACAAACCAACCCAAAUCUGCUGCUAAAAAAAAGAACAUGGAGAAAAUAAAUGAAGGAAAUAUUUCUAUAAGUUUUUCAGAACUCCAGUUUCUUUAAGAAUAAGGAGACAAAUAGAUUCAUAUUUGCCUGUUCUUGUCUUAAUCAUGAAAGUUCCCCAGGUGAGUGAACAAAAUGGAGCCCAAGAAGUUUGAAUUCUUCUUAAUUGCAUCCACAAUUUUAAAUGGCUUUUAAAGUUGUACCAUUUCAAUGAUCAGCAUUGAUUCCUUUGUGAAACAUUUGAUAUCCAUACAUAUAACUGCUCUUCAUUGGAUUCCAGAUAAUAGCAAAAGUGUCAUUUUUGUUUUGUUUUAAUGUGGUAGAGGAGUUUACUACUUAUAGUCCUGAGCAGUUUGCUUUCAUUCUUUCUCACUUAGUGCACUGUACAGGCAUAAUAGAAUUCCUGGAGAAAUCAUCUAUUUCAGAGUAAAGCUGUGCUCUCCCUUUAUGGUUCUGGAAAAGUAUCUUUUGAAAGAAUAACUUCAUACAAGAAAAGUAGUACUGUUGUUUCAAAUAGUACCAAGUUCGAAAGCAUGAGCGUUUCCAGAUAAAACCCCUGUAUUUAUAUGUCUUAAACUUGUAUCUUUGCAAUGCAUAUUUUCCUGACUCGGGCCUUUGUUUUUAUAAUUUAUGUAUAUAAGCAUUUGCCCUAAAUCUCAUAUGUGUGCAUAUGUGAAUGUGCAUAUGUAUGUUAUACAUAUAUAUGUUUAUGUGAAAUCUUUUAUGGUUGCAUAUAAAUGUGUAUGCACAUAUAUAUUGACUAGGUGAAUAGUAUAUGUCUGGUCCUAGAUAAUCUAUUUUCUUAGGUCCAUCAUAACUGUUGUCUAUGGCUUACUCAGGGAUUUGUAUUCCUUCCUUUAAAUAACUUAUCUUUUGGGAGGGGGGGUAUUUUUAUAUUAUUUAGAAAACUUUCCAACUUUUGAAUGAUAGAGUUGGUGUCUGAUAUGAAGUCAGCAAAGGCUUUUAGUACUUUGAAUUGUUUCUGCAUUUGGUUGCACAGGAUUCCAUUAUUCUGUUUUAUUGUUUUUUUAAAAGUUAACUUAUACAUUUGUCACAGCAGGUAAUUGAUAUACCUACCCUUUUCCUUCAAGUAGCUUGAAGUAAUAAUUUCUGGUGGUAGCAUAAUGAAGAUCCUAAGAAAAGAGAAUAGAAUGAAAAUGAUUUUUUUUACUUUAGUGCCAUCAUUAAGGGUAAUACCCUAUCUGUAACUUGUGUGAAUUAUAAUUUUUCAAGAAAUCCACUAGUAGAAAAAAAAAAGUAGCAUGUUUACAAAAUAUGUUUUGUAGUUGUUGUUUUUUUAAUGUAAUCAAGUAGAGGAAAAUAAUUUGGCUUCUAUCUUGUAUUUAGUUGUGACAAUUUAUUUCAUAUCUAAAGGCAUUUGCAAAAAAAAAUUAAAUAAUCAUCUUAAGUUGUGCAUAUCAUGUAUCUUUCUAUCAUUUUCCUUUAAAGAAAUUGAAAAGGCUUUGUCCAAAAAAGGUGAUAAUUGCGGGGGGAGAGUGUUUUUAUUUUUGAUGAUUGGGUGCUUAUUUCCCCAUAUACAUUUAUAUACUUAUUUAUUCAAAUUGAAUACCUUGCCAAAAUCAAGUGCUAGAAAGAUAAUUUUCAUCUUUUCCACUGAAAAUAAAAUGUGUGAUUGAAUGCCAGUAGUUUGACAAGAGAAGGUUGUCAGGUCAUCUUAUUGCUUUAAAGUAUCUAUUGAAAUAAUGAAACUUUAAUAAAUUUUUUUCUGUGGAGCUAUUUGACAAUAGUUUUUCACAUUUUCCCCACAUACUAUUAUUUUCACAUUUACUGCCCUACUUGUGUCAUUCAUUCUUACUAUGAUUAAAGAUUUAGUAAAUUAAUGAUACAUAAUUUUGUUAUCGCCAUGAAAAGCCACACUCAUUCAAGAAGUAUCGGGAUGGAGUAUGGAAUAUACUGGAAGGGCUCUGGAUAUGUGGAUUCUCUUUUCAGUACAUCAAGUGAUGAUAAGACAUUUAAUUUACCCCAAAGCCCACCAAGGUUCCCUGUGAUUGAACUUAAAAAGGAGAAAUCUGUAUAUUUUGAUAUCCUGGCACAGGCAUCAUUUAUUUCCUGUGGCUUAGAUUUCCUGAUAGGAGGUAAUAUAUCCUGACACUCAGACAGAGAGGAUACAACCGGAGAUACCAAGGGUUACAACCUUCUAUCUGAUUGUAUUCUUCUUGCUGAUGUAUCAGGAUUCAGUGGUGUCCAUGAAACUAUAUCUACUUGUAUCUCCCAGCCCUUCCUUCUUGAAUAGGUGGCCUUAUUGGUCCCCAAUAACUCCUACUUUGUAAUAUAUUUGACUUUCUUCCCCUUUACCUUCUAUCUCUCUAUUCCUUCUAGUUCCUCUGUACUUUCCUUUCUCUUUGACCUCAGUUCCAUAGAAACACACUUCUUACUGAUGAAACAAUGAAAAAUAUAUAUUUCUGAUUUAUUAUCCAAAGGAAAAUAAUAUUCUUUUCUCACCUUUUCUACAUGUGUUGAGAGAUAGAGUACUCCCAUAAAAAAACUGAAAAAACUUAUAUAUUACAUCAAAUGUUUUUAAUUCUCAAUUUUAUUGCUGCUUGUUGUAUUUGUAUUUUUAAGAUGGUUAAUAAGACAAGGAUAAUACUGUAUUUUAAAAUGAGUUUUCUUUGUUAUUGAAUCCCAUAAGAACUUUCAUACCAAAAGCCAUAUAGUCAUAUUUUAAACUCCUAAACAAAAUGAAUAUUUGCCUUAAAAAGUCAAGUUGUCAUAUUGUAACCUAUGUUUAACCCUAUUUCAGAGAACGAGUUGAUUCAUUUUAGUUACUGCCUUCUAUUUCAUUUGUAGUGAAUUUCUUUCAUUUUGCUAGUUUUAUUAUUUUUCUUAAGACCAUAAUAUAAAUAUAGCCUUAAAGUUAGCAAAUGCACUUUAAAGUCCUCCAAAGUCUUCUGUGCCAUUUGAAUAAUUAGAUUCAUGAAGAUGGGGUUUAUAAAGCUAUGCAAAAUUAAGUUGUUUUAAAAAAUAUUUUUCACUACCCAAUGAAGCUAUGCAUUUUGUUUCCUUGCGAUUAUGUACAAGAGUUUGCAAACAUAUUUCACCCCUUGAUUUUUCUUCCAACAUAAAUGUAAUGCUGUAAAACAGUUGAAAAGUCUGUGUCACCUGAACUUAGAAAGUUUUGGGGUGAAAUUGGUUGAACUAUUAGGCUUAUAAAAAACAUAAUAUUAGCAGUUUACAGAAGUUCUAAGGAUACUUUUAAUGUAUUUAUUAUUACUAGUAUAUUAGAUGCUUGAGUAAUUUUUGUUAAUAACCUAGAUAGAAGGUUUAUUACAAAAUACCCAGUGUCCUUUUCAACCUCAUGACAAGAAAGCUGUGCAACAGGACCCUUUAUUAAAGAAAUAAAUGGAUUUCCUCUCAGUAACAGAAAAGUUAAAACCACCAAUAGCCAAGUCAAGGGUGUUGAAUUUUUAAUUAUUUUAUUCCUUACACUUUAAAAAAUUAUUUAAAUAAAUUCAUAGAAUAACUAGUCCUUUCUGAAUACACAAACCUAAAGCUCUAUCAUGUCUGAAAAUAGUAGUAAGCAACAGAAACACAAAAAGGUUGGGAGACUAUGUUUUCCCAAGUUGUCAUAUUGCAGAUAAUUCAUGGAAAACAUUGAUGCAUACAAUUAAUUUGAAGCAGGCAGGUCUGAUAUUUUUGGCUAUUUGAUGAUAGAAAAUACUUUUUUGAUGCAUCCUCUGAAUUUAAAUUUUGAAUUUUUUAAAUUUAAAAAUCAUAAUACAAAAGACCAUUACUUAUUUUCCUAAAUACUGGUUUUAGAAACUAAAACCAACAUAUAUGUUACAAACUAUCCCCUUAGGUUUCUUUUUGUGUGGUUGUCAUGGUUCUUUGGAUAUAAUUUAACUCCUGGUCCAUCUAAGUCAAUAUCUAUAGGCAUGUUAAAAUGGAAUUUUGAAAAGAAAUAUGGCACAAUGGAGAGAGUUUCAAGUUUUGCCUGUGAUACUAUUGUGGCCCUAAAAAAGUCACUCUUCUCUUAGAACUCUCUUAAGACUUAAAACAUUCAGGAGUUUCCAGUUUACUUCAGUAGGGAGAGUUUCCCAACUCCUGGGAUCCUCCUCACCAGUGAAAUCACUGACCCAAACAAAAAAUAAUACAAUUUAGUUCUACUGCUGAGCAGGGCACAUUUUAAUUGCAUAUAUUUUUAUUGAAGCAUAGUUCAAAUCAGAAUGCCAUUUGCCUUAUCAGUCACUGAAAAGAAAUAUUGCCAAUUAUAGAAGAGAACUGGAUUUUUGCCUUGGUGAUUAUGUUCUUGGGAAGAUUAUUCAUUAUACUUAAAAUGCAAUAAACUGUAGAAAGCACAAGGCAAUAUUACUGCAUGUAGUCUUUCAAGAAAUAUUCUCUAUGUAAUAUGGUUUCUUUACCUAACUUAGCAGUAAUAAUCUAUGCAUGUGAGUCAAAUAUAAAUCACAAAGUAAAAUUAUGACUUUUCUCUUUGUACCAAUGAUCCUAUCCCAUUUGUUUUCUGGUAAUGUGUCACUUUUUUCUUUAAUUAAUAUCAAACCUAAACUGUGUGGGCCAAUUUUUCCAAAGAAGUUCCUGCUUAUUCUAGUCCUUCGGGGUAGUGCCUACCCCUUCUUGUUCAUAUAUGAGAAGGCAUCUUUCUUAUCUUUGUAAUUGCAGCUAAAUCUAGAAAAAUGAAUUCAGACACAAAACUUGCUUUGUGGUUGAGUUGUAACUGCAUUGGAACUUAGCAUAAUUUUAUAACUAGGUAAUAUUUCUUGGGAAGAAAAGCAGUAUUAAGAGUAAAUAGAAGAAUCUUCCUUAUUAUUGGUGCAAAUGGCAUAAUUGUGAAAUGCCUAAUGUUUUCUAGGAAGAAAUGAAGUGAACUAAAAUGAUUUGAAAGUAGUAGUUCUGUUCAAAAGACACGAGAGUACUGACAGUCUCUGACCUAUCUAUCUCCCUUUGAUAUGAUGGAAAUGGUCAGUGACCACAGAAAAUCCUCCACCUUCUCCACUGCCUAUAAACGGGGUCUCCCUUCCCCCAAGCAAAUAGGAGAAGUUCUGAAAUUACAUUCUCUUCUCUCAUGAGCCAGGAAAGAAAGAAACCUUGGUCAAGAGCAAUAGAUAUUAUCAGUAGAAAGUGAAGCAGGUGGCUUAGUCUCCAAGGCAUGAAAAAAAAUAAUUUAGGGGCAGAGAGCCAGCCAAGACAAAGAAUUAGCUUGGAGGAUUAGACCAAAUAUUUCUUAGUCCUUGCAGGAAUUCCUGAACCUUUACUCUCCAAAUAAUUGAACCCUUUAUUCCUAUUUCCCAGUUUCCAACUUGCGGGGGUUUCUGCUCCAAACCAAGAAAAUUACCAUUAGUAACUUGUUCCGGUAUGGGAAUCCUGCAAAGAAAUGUUCUUUUAUUCCAAAUUCUGAGUGCAUUUACCCAUAGUAACAUUGUUCAUAUAUGGUGAUUAGAAUCUCCAUUAGUACAACAGUAUUUAUUUCAGGCACGUUAUGGGAUAAGUAGAUUUCAGUAGACUGACUCAGGAACCUAAUCAUUACGUUUAACAUUUCUAUCGGAAAAAAAUGAGUUCUCAUUGAUUUCUAAAGAAGUGACUUACAAAUAAACUUUUUGAAAACAAGCAUAUUUUAAAGUUAAUACUUCCCAAACUCUUCUAAAAUCAAGAUACUUCAUUAAUUUAAUCAUAUUUUAAAAAUAAUAUAAUACUGAUAAAUUCAUUGGCUUUUUUAAAUCUUUAGGGCAGAGAAUGGCCUUGAGCAGCUCCAAAUUCUGAGAAAAAACAUGGUGUAGUGGGGUCCUAGACAAGACAUCAGAUGAUUCUUGCUCUAGUCUCAGCACCGUCCUGUGUUAUUAGGCAGUCUCUUUGUCUUUCUGAGCCACCAUUUCCUCAUCUUCAAAAUGAGAGUAAUAAUACUUGUCUUGCUGAUUGCCCUAGAAUUAUUGUAAUGAUCCAUUAUCUCAUUUGAUGUGACAGCACUCCAAAAGCUGUAAAGUGCUAUUUAAUUGUAAAGGAUGAUUUUUAAAAGAAAAAAUGAUACACAUGCAGUAGCCAAAUGGAAUUCCAUUAUAGAUGAGUCUUUCUUCCAAAGGAUUCUAUAGAAUUUUGGGGUGCCAUAAUAUAGAUAUAUAGCAUCAUUUCUAUAUGAGAUGCUUGAUCUGACUGUGUAACACUGAAUUAAGGGUCCCAUGCCAAUGAGUAAUCUCUGUUGGAUCAUGUAGAUUGCAGCCAAUAUUAUCUCUUUCCCAGGAAAAAGUCACUAUAAGUUGCAAAUGCCUUGAUUUCCUCUUUUAUCUAAAUGUACAAAUUAAUAUCAUCCUUGGACAAAUGAAUGAAAAGGAUUUAUAUAUCAAUGUGUCCAGAUCCUAAAACAGGAGCACCACUUAAUCAGAAAACUUGAGGAUGAAUUAUGGUUUGGAGCUGGUGGUGGAGGGAAACUUAUUUUGAAGGAGAACCUGUUUAAAAUACAUGCCUGUUAGAUGGAUAGUGUCCUUAUUUGCAUGAAAUUUAGAUCCAGGAAGUUCUAAAUCAGUGACAUCAUACUGUUCUGGAUUUUAUUUUCCACAACUGAUAAGUUCUCGAAGAGAUUACCAACUCAUUUAACCUCUCUACUGUGUUCAUCUCAUGGGCUAAGUGGCAAAUCAGUACAACAGCCUUACAGUGCACCCUCUUUUUUUGCUAAUGGAAUAUGAGAAAGGAGACUGGAGGGGAGUCUAAACUUGGUGCAGUCUCUAGUAGUUUAAAAAUAAACAACACCAUAGUCACUCAGGAAGCAGCGCUUUUCCCUAUUGCUUUCUUAUAGUCAGCCUCUAUUGGAACUCAAAGAUUUCCACUGGUUGUCAUUUCUAAGAGGUACAUAAGUAGGGCAAGAAAUUGAAGAAUGUGAAGAUGGAGAUGAAAAAGUUGGUUAGUGUGUGUGUCUUUUUCCACUCAGACAACAAAAGAAAAAAUGCACAUCCACAUAAAUACACACACAUAAAUAAUUCUAGUGCUCCAAAAAGGAAGUUAUAUGUUGCCAUUCCUUAGUCCCUAAACUUUGGCAUUUCACCAUUUUAGUCCUACCUAGUAGGUAAGAGUAUAUAAAGUCCUGCCAUGAUGAUCAGUAAGACCCUAUAGGUAUUACUUAAAACAUUAGAGCUAGCAUUUUCCUAAGCACUGUAUGUGUUGUCCCAUUCAUUCUCAGAAGACUCAUCUUUAACAUUCUGCUAAUGAGUAUCAAUAGACCACAUCUGAAGAAGGUCACUUAAGAGAGAAAUCAGUUAACAUUCCUUUAUGUCACAAAUACAAAAAAAAAAGAGGUAUAAUAAGAAUGGUUAGUAAAUCGUAAUACGUGAUGUAUUGAGGAGGGUGAUUAUUGGGAUGUAUUUGCUCUAAAAAAGAAAAAUAUUGAUAAAUCAUGAAAAAUAAAUUCUAGCUGUAAGAUUAAAAUUAAAUAUCCAAAUACUCCAAGUUUUAUUUUUAUAAGAUUUAAUUAAUAAUAACUUGAAAUAAAGGGAAGUAAAGUGAGAGAGAGCGUUUUUCCAGCCUCAUUAGCAGGAAAAAAGACCUCAAAGACAUGGUUACAGAAACUUUAAACAAUCAAACAUAAAAACGUACAUGAGAAUGCAGAGGAGAGGAAUUCUGGUAAAUACUACAGAAAUUCUGGGAAAUGUAGUCCUGGGGUACAAAAUUCCAACUACACAUACCAAACACAUCCCUUACUCCAAAAAAUUAACUUUCAAAACGAUUUGAUUAUGUUUAAACAAAGUGGACAAUUAAAAUAUUGUCAUAAAUUAAAAGCAUUGUGGCAUAGUGGAUAGAGUGCUAAACUUGAACUCUAGAUAACUGAACUUAAAAUUUUGUCUUUGAUGUUUACCUUCUCCAGUAUUCUAGGGUAAGCCAUAGAUAAAUUGCAAGUAGACAGCAAGUUCUCUAUACCAAUGAAAUCACAAAUAUGGACCAAAAAUAAAAAGGAUGGAUGGUGAGAGGGUCUAUAAUUAUAUUUAAUGCCAUGGAAAACACACAUGAAAUGGAUUUUAAUAUGUUCAUAUCUUAAUGUUUUUCACAUAAUGAAAUAAAUUUUGUGACAUAAAUUAUUUCUUUGAAUAAAAUUACCAAAUCUAAAGAAUAAUUAUCUCUUUCACAAACUACUAAAUAUGAUCAAUUGAACCAUCAUUUAUAGUUUGUAAUGAAAAUUAUAAAAGAAAACUCAACUCUAAAACAAUGCUUUCACUAUUGGCUUUUGGAUAUUGGUCAAUAAUUCCAGUAAAAUGUUUCAUUAGGUUGAAUAGAAUGUUUUGCCUACUAUUUGUAGUUAUUUUGCAAUCAGAAUAAUAUAACAGUUUUUGUAUUUCAAUAUUAGACUGUGUCUUGAAAAUAUUUUUUGUUUCCUCAUAUAAAAGAUAGUUACCUUUGUGAUUUUUCUCAGCCUUUCAUGCAUUUUAUCAGUUGGCAUCAAAUUUUUAGUAAUUCACUAUACUAUAAAAACCACAUACCAACUACAAUGAAAAUAACAAAAUCCAAUCUAUAAACACUAUUUGAAAAUGUUUGGAAAAGGGAAUUUACAUUGCAAUGGAGCUGGAGUUUGCCCAGUUUUUUUCUUAUUCCCAGAACAUUAUUACAAUAUUUCAAAUUUUGAAAGCUACACAUUGUUUUAAUGAAUAAAGUUUUCAGGAUGUUAAGUAAGAUAUGGAUCCUUACAGGGUUUGUGCAGUAUUUGAUGAAAAGAAAGAAAUUGAUAAUUAUAUUCUUAGCAAAUGGGUUUAUACACAUUUUUCAUUAACACUGGCCUCCCUUCGACCUUCAACUUUUGGUGCUUUGUGAAACUAGAAUUUAACAUUUUGAAAUCCUUUAUUGGUGCCUUAUUGUUUAAGUUGGACUUUUUUCUGCUCUGAAAAGUCUUAUGGGAAAUUCAGAACUUUUGUCAGAGUUGUGCUCUUAAAAACUCAAAGGGAACUACAUAUUAUUUCAUGAGAUAAAAAUACUAUUUCAGUGAAUAUACUGAAUUUUAUUAUCACAGGUAAGUAAUUUGAUAUUUUAUCUAGAUUUCAGUACCAAUUUUUAAACAGUUGGUUGUAUGAAGAAUAAUUUUUAAGUAUGAUAUUGGAUUCUAAAAUUUUAAAUUAGUAUAGUUGCAAUUUGUCUCAAAUCCACUAAAUUAUAAUUCUUCAAAGUUGAUUCCCAAAUACACUGAUUAUUUAAAGUACAGCACUUCCAAAGAAAUCUAUCUUCCCAUCAUUACUUGAGCAAUUGAAAUAGCUCUCAGCUUUUUAUCCACUAUGUUCUUUAUUUAUGUGUGGGACAGGAUCACUUCAUGACAAAACAUUUAAAAACCUGUAAUCUCUAACAUUUCCAGAAUAAUUUUUUCUCUAGGUCAUAUUUGGUAAUGUUUUAUUCACAAUCUACCUUUCAAACAAACUGUUUUCAUGAGUGUGUAAAGUAGUCACUUGAUAACUUUUCCCCAAAAGCCUCUUGAUCUGCAUCCCACUGAUUUGUACAUCUUGUUUGAUGAUUGUUGGUGCCUUUUGUUUUAGAUGACCCACACAAACUGCCCCCUUCUCUUGUCUUUUUUAUAAUCUGUACCGUAGUAGUAUGUUAUUAAGUUUGUCCUGAUGAAUGUAUCAUUAAAAGCUAAAAUAAAUCAUAUCCUCAGAAAAGAUGUUGACAGGUUGUAUAUGUACUUGAGCAAAUAACUGAAGAGAAGAAUAAUUCCUCCUGCCAACAAUUGUCCUGCUGGCCAGGAUCUUAAAAUUAUCAAAUUUUUUAUUAACAUUGAAUUUUUAAAAAUCUUUUACCCACUAUUCAGUUAUGCAUAUGUAUGUAUGUAUGUGCAUGAGUGAUUGUACUGCUCUAUUUUAGCAAAUUUAAUUUCUUUUACAGCUGGCAGUGUCAAAUCACAGUGGCAAAUUCUAGGGGAAAGAAUGGGUUCUCAAGGCCAGAGUCUUUGAGAUGUUUUACAGAAUGUUUUGGACUCACAUUAGUCAUUGUUUUUUUUCUUUUGUUUUCUUUUCUUUUUUCUUUCUUUUUUUUUUAAGAGCUGAAUGGUAGCAUUAUUUUAUCCAAGCCUAUGAAAGACUAUAAAGACACUAUACUCUUAUGAAAACUAUUGUGGGAAAUAAAAUAUUUUGUUUGUUAUUA
Molecule: messenger RNA, 13027 nt
Organism: Monodelphis domestica (gray short-tailed opossum)
Lineage: Eukaryota; Metazoa; Chordata; Mammalia; Didelphimorphia; Didelphidae
Gene: RNF217
Product: ring finger protein 217
Biological process (GO): protein ubiquitination
Molecular function (GO): zinc ion binding; ubiquitin-protein transferase activity
Source: RefSeq, a predicted model, not a curated record